This is a messenger RNA of Phacochoerus africanus (Common warthog), 1662 nucleotides long. RefSeq names its product zinc finger protein 345. The transcript has 2 exons. Gene Ontology annotation, biological process: regulation of transcription by RNA polymerase II. NCBI's taxonomy places the organism in Eukaryota, Metazoa, Chordata, Mammalia, Artiodactyla, Suidae. The coding region runs from base 145 to 1524 and encodes 459 amino acids. The record is from RefSeq and is a predicted model, not a curated record. Gene Ontology annotation, molecular function: DNA-binding transcription factor activity; RNA polymerase II cis-regulatory region sequence-specific DNA binding.
GCUUGAAUAGAAUCUUCCAGAGUGGAGUAGAGAAUGGCUGUUGAACAUCCUCAAGGCACCUGCAAGACUGUGAAUCAAGGUUGAGACCAAGAAUUAUUUCUGAAAAAGAAUAUUUAUGGAAUAGAAUCAUCCUGAUGGGAGAUAAUGGAAAGACUUAUAAAAAACAGCAUUGAGUGUUCAAGUUUCAGAGGUGAUUGGGAAUGUAGAAGCCAGUUUGAGAGAAAACAGGAUUCUCAGGAAGGACAUUUCAGUCAAAUGAUAUUUACUCCUGAAGACAUGCCCACUUUCAAUACUCAGCAUCAGAGAAUUCAUACUGAUGAGAAACUCCUUGAAUGUAAGGAAUGUGGGAAGGAUUUUAGUUUUGUGUCGGUCCUUAUUCGGCAUCAGCGAAUUCAUACUGGUGAGAAACCUUAUGAAUGUAAAGAAUGUGGCAAGGCCUUUGGUAGUGGUGCAAACCUUGCUUACCAUCAAAGAAUUCAUACUGGUGAGAAACCUUAUGAGUGUAAUGAAUGUGGGAAGGCCUUUGGUAGUGGCUCAAACCUUACUCAUCAUCAGCGAAUUCACACUGGUGAGAAACCAUAUGAAUGUAAGGAAUGUGGGAAAGCCUUUAGUUUCGGAUCAGGCCUUAUUCGACAUCAGAUAAUUCACAGUGGUGAAAAGCCUUAUGAGUGUAAGGAAUGUGGGAAGUCCUUUAGUUUUGAAUCAGCCCUUACUCGGCAUCACAGAAUUCACACAGGUGAGAAACCUUAUGAAUGUAAGGACUGUGGGAAGGCUUUUGGCAGUAGUUCAAACCUUACUCAACAUCGAAGGAUUCAUACUGGUGAGAAACCUUAUGAAUGUAAAGCAUGUGGAAUGGCCUUUAGUAGUGGUUCAGCCCUUACUCGGCAUCAGAGAAUUCAUACUGGUGAGAAACCAUAUAUAUGUAACGAAUGUGGGAAGGCUUUUAGUUUUGGAUCAGCCCUUACUCGACAUCAAAGAAUUCAUACUGGUGAGAAACCGUAUGUAUGUAAAGAAUGUGGGAAGGCUUUCAAUAGUGGCUCAGAUCUCACUCAACAUCAGAGAAUUCACACUGGUGAAAAACCCUAUGUAUGUAAGGAAUGUGAGAAAGCCUUUAGAAGUGGUUCAAAACUUGUUCAGCAUCAAAGAAUUCAUACUGGUGAGAAACCCUUUGAAUGUAAGGAAUGUGGGAAGGCUUUUGUUAGUGGCUCGAAACUUAUUCAGCACCAGCUAAUUCACACUGGUGAAAAACCCUAUGAAUGUAAAGAAUGUAGAAAGUCCUUUAAUAGUGGUUCAGAUCUUAAUCGGCAUCGGAGAAUACACACUGGUCAGAAAUCCCAUAAAUGUAGGGAAUGUGAGAAGGCUUUUGGUCCUGGCUCGAGCCUUACUCAACAUCAGAGAAUUCGUAGUGGUGAGAAACUUCAUGAAUGUAAGGGAUAUGAGAAGGCUUUGGGGAAGGGUUCACAAAUUUGGCAACAUAAGAAGAGUCAUGCUGGUGAGAAGCUCUGUGAAUUGGAAACUCUAUAAAUUAAAAUUAUAUGGUUAAGAAAGCAAAUGACACAUAAAAAAAUUCAUGCUAGUGAGAGUCCCUACAAAUAUGUAAAAGGUACAAAUGCCAAUCAAUUAAGGUCCUUUACCAAUCAAUCUGAGAAAAUACUUAACAGA